Beta vulgaris subsp. vulgaris (sugar beet) is the source of this 938-nucleotide messenger RNA. RefSeq names its product auxin-binding protein ABP19a. The coding region runs from base 107 to 739 and encodes 210 amino acids. The transcript has a single exon. Lineage: Eukaryota; Viridiplantae; Streptophyta; Magnoliopsida; Caryophyllales; Amaranthaceae. Gene Ontology annotation, cellular component: cell wall. The record is from RefSeq and is a predicted model, not a curated record. Gene Ontology annotation, molecular function: manganese ion binding.
ACAAGACCCAACAAACCAACAUAUAUACUAACUUUACGUAGUACGAAGUCGUAAACUACCAUAAUCUACACAUUCAACACCCAGCAUUCCAAACAAAAAACCAAGCAUGAGCCUUCCAAAAUUAUUCAUUAUUUUCUGUUUUCUAGUUUCAUUCACGUCCGCCACAAGUGUCAUUGACUUCUGUGUGGCGGACUUUAAUUUUCCAGUUGGACCAGCAGGAUACCCUUGUAGGAAUCCUGCUAAUCUCACAGUUGAUGACUUUGUUUUUUCAGGUUUAGGUGUUGCAGGUAACACCUCAAACAUUUUUAGAGUUGGUGUGACUGCAGCAUUCGAUCUAACUUUCCCGGCCUUGAAUGGUCUAGGCCUUUCCAUGGCAAGGUUAGACAUUGGUGUAGGUGGAGUUGUGCCAAUCCACUCGCAUAGAGUGUCUGAAGUUAUAAUGGUGAUUGAAGGGACUAUAAUUGCUGGAUUUAUAAGUUCUGAUAACACCGCAUACUUUAAAACAUUAAACAGGGGGGAUAUUAUGAUCUUUCCACAUACUUUACUCCAUUUCCAAGUUAACGUGGGUGAAACUCCUGCUCUUGCAUUCGUUAGUUUGAACAGCGCAAAUCCUGGGUUCCAAUUUUUUACCACUUCUAUAGGCGCAAAUGAUCUACCAACUGAUGUGGUUCAAAAGAUUACUUUGUUGGAUGCUGCACAAGUUCAGAGGGUGAAGAGAAUAUUCGGUGGCACUAAUUGAUACUCCUGCUUAUAUUAUUUCAACGUCACUUGACCUUGUGUGUCACUAAUAUAUACUGUGAUUUACGUAAAUGUGUGUUGUGACUACUUGUGAAGUUAUGAGUGGAUUUGUAAAAUUAAAAAAUUGUACGAUGUCACAUUUCCUUUCUUACUUAAAAUCGGAAUAAAAAUGUAUUUCAGUGUUUUUUGUUUUGACAUCA